GUGAUCUUUAUCAUUGGCUUCCUUGGCAACGCGAUUUUCGUACCGUGGAUGAAAUUCUCAGCACAAAAUCUGUCAUUAAAUUAGUGUCAUUGAAGUUUUCUGUGAUUCAUUCAUUAAAUCUAAGAAUUUAAAUUCCAUUUUCACGUUCAAUCCGCGUGUGGAAAUUAUUGUUUGUGUAUUCACGCCGAAAUGUGAUGUCGUGAGUGUGCACGCACGGACGAUCGCCGGCGCGCGAAUGAGGUGGUAGAACUUGAGUGUAGAGAUUGUCAUUGAAAUACGAAAUCCAUUUUAUUCCUCGUGAUAUCUCAAAAGGCUUGCAAAUUUUCAAACAUUUUCCUUGAAGAUCUGAAGGGGAAAAUAACGUAUUCUGAAAUUGAUGAAAUGAACCACUAGUUCCUACAAAAUCGUAGUGUACUGACUGUUGGACGACGUUUUAAAGAUAUAAAUAUGGCUCUCACACUUGUCAGUUUGAAGUGGUUAGCAGGCAAGGAGUUCACUGGGCGGCCGCCAUCACCCAGGCAAGGGCAUGCGAUCACCGUCAUUGAUAAUGCUGCCUACAUCUUUGGUGGAACUCGUUGUGUGGAGGAACCGGAAAGGGGGAUCUUCUACUUCAGAGAUUUACACAAACUUCACAUUGGCAAAAUCUUGAGAUGGGAGAAGAUUAGAUAUGCAGGCGAUGCUCCGUCAGGUCGACAUGAUCAUGCAUUAUGUGCUAUCGACAACACAUUGUAUGUGUUUGGAGGCAGAAAUGAGUUGAACGCAGAAGAAAGUUUACCUGGCGUCUACGCAUUCAAUACAAAGUCGCGCGAUUGGAAGCACGUACAGACACACGGGGUCGAGCCAAGGUCAUUGAACCCUGGUUGGGCAGUCAUAGAGAAAAGGAUCUUUGUGAUUGGUGGAAUCUAUAAAGGCGAGGCGCAUUGCGACGUGGAUGUCUUAGAUACAGAGUCACACACAUGGACUAAACUGACCAUCUCUGGUCUGCCACCGGCACCAAGAUGUGAUCAUAGACUGGUGCCUGUUGGUCACAAAAUCUACCUGUUUGGUGGAUGCGGGGAAAACAAAUGCUUCAAUGAUCUCCAUGUGUUCGACACAGAAUCUUUGCAGUGGUCCUCCCCACCGGUGAGGGGGGACCCACCCCCACCCAGGGGAUGUCACAGUCUGACCCUCCAUGCAGACAAGGAUAUCUAUGUCUUUGGAGGAUCCAACGAUGGCUUGAAAGGAAAGACAACUCUAGGUGACCUCCACAAAUUGAGCCUUGCCAAGAUGAAAUGGAAACGGCCGUUCUACUCUGGCAAUCCUCCGUGCAGACGCUUCGGUCAUGUGGCUUGCACAUAUCUCAAUCAUCUGUAUAUCUUUGGAGGCACCAAUGAGGAGAUGGACUACAAUGAUGUCAAGGCAGCCAAGCUGAUCAAUCCGUCCAAUCGCAAACCCUUGAAAGUUUCACCAGAGGUCCUGCACAACAUACUGUACAGCAAAGCCGACCAAAGCGAAGGAACAUCAUCUCCAUCGUUACCUCUGCAUGAAAGCAUGCUCAGCUCAGCCACAGAUCACGAACAAGAUGACUCCGAUGCCUCAGAUGCUUCAUCUAGUUCCGCAUCUUCUUCUGACUCCAAUAGGAGCGACAGCAGUGAUGAAGACUUGAGUGACUCCUAAUAACUUUCCAAGGCCAAAGAGUAUUCCUCUCACAUCAACCAUUGACCCUUUGCACGGCCUAUAUCCAGCACGAUGAUCAGUAACAACACAAAAUGCGACAUACGCCAUUUUGUUCCCUUUUAGAAUCGGCUGCCGCCUGGCUGCCCAUAGUCAAUUUUGACAGCUGUUUAAUAGACACAACCUAAGAAUGCAGUAAAGCAAACAAAAAUGAAGUUUAGAACCAGCUGUCAUACUGUUUUCAUUCUGGAAAGUUUUAUAAAAGGCAUGCAACUGGGAAUUAAAAAAAA
Molecule: messenger RNA, 1943 nt
Organism: Patiria miniata (bat star)
Lineage: Eukaryota; Metazoa; Echinodermata; Asteroidea; Valvatida; Asterinidae
Product: rho GTPase-activating protein gacHH-like
Molecular function (GO): protein binding
Source: RefSeq, a predicted model, not a curated record